AUGGCGGAGAUUGAGAUUCGACCAAUGAGGCUGGACGACGAGGAAGCGGUGAGAAAGCUGGUGUGUGAGGAGUACAUGGUACGAGAACCUCUGCAGCGGAACCUGGAGAUGGAGCCGGUUCGGGACGGAAACGCAUGGUUCGACAUGGUAUUUCCGGCCUGUCUGAAGGAAGGGCUCUCAGUGGUUGCUGUGGAUUCUGUCUUCGGAGAUGUGGUCGGUUUUAGAUGUGUGAUGUCUGUUUACAAGGACAACCCGCAACACUUCAAUUUUUCCAAAUCCGACCCGAACACCCGAAGCUUGGCUCUGACCUAUGAGGCUGUCUUUGGCCUUUAUAAAGAUUUAGAUAUUUUCACAAGAUACGGUGUGGACAAAUACGUGAAUAUGACAGGUCUGUGUGUGGCUCAGAAAUACGGACGACAAGGAAUUGCGGUCAAAAUGGUGGCAAUGGCCCUAGACCUGAGCCGAAAACAGAACUUCCGUGUGGCCACGGUGGAAACGAGUAGCCGAUAUUCCGCUCGGGUUUUUGAGAAGUUGGGAUUUGAGAAAUUGGUAGAGCAUCCAUAUGACACAAUGGUGCUGGAUGGAGAAUCCAUGAAAAUGACAGACGACAUGAAAUAUCAUUACUGUUUCUCGCUUUAUGUAAAAGAGCUUUAG
Molecule: messenger RNA, 654 nt
Organism: Liolophura sinensis
Lineage: Eukaryota; Metazoa; Mollusca; Polyplacophora; Chitonida; Chitonidae
Exons: 1
Coding region: 1-654 (217 amino acids)
Molecular function (GO): N-acetyltransferase activity
Source: RefSeq, a predicted model, not a curated record